Messenger RNA from Drosophila rhopaloa, 987 nucleotides. Its product is annotated as E3 ubiquitin-protein ligase RNF128. Bases 389 to 868 code for a protein of 159 amino acids. The transcript is spliced from 2 exons. The record is from RefSeq and is a predicted model, not a curated record. Lineage: Eukaryota; Metazoa; Arthropoda; Insecta; Diptera; Drosophilidae.
GGAUAUCAUCAAAGCAUAUAAGAUAAUAUUUAGAGCUAAUAAGCAGAGCUUUUAUCUCACUUGAGUUGGCUGGGACCAAUCUAUGUAUAUAAGCUGGGCGUAGGCCAUCGCUGACCCAAUUUAGCGGCUCAUAUUUUCCGCUUUUAUGGGGCGGUACACAAAGGUGGGUUGGCUCGAGCUCUGGCUCAGCGGGAGUGAGAGCUGCCGAGGGGUGGAAUCGGGGGGACGAACGGCGACUGCCUGGACGCUUAUCAGCGGAAAGCUCGUUCCAGCGAGUUGCAUUCGCAUUCAGUUCGCUGCCACCGGGCGAGCAGUAACACGGCGCCGAAAGAUCGAUGCUGAUCGGAUCGAAUCGAAUCGAAUCGAAUUAAGUGCAAAUUAGAACGAAAUGAGCUAUAACAACGUGGUCUGCACGAUCUGUUCGGAGCGGUAUCGCACCGCAGACAACAUACACGCCGGUACCUGUGGACACGCGUUCCACGAGGAGUGCCUAAGCCGCUGGCGGAAGCAAUCAAAAACUUGCCCCAUUUGCCGCUGCGAGAAUGCCGCAUACUUUCAGCUCUAUCUGGACUUUGAGGAGUCGUCGCAAGGCGGAUCGGCGCGGGGAGGUGUCGGUACAAGCGGGCGGAAUCAGAGCCAAGGUCACAGCGACAGCAGCAGCAGCAGCAACAGCAACAGCAGCAGCAACAACAGCACCGUCAGCAGUACCAGCGAUUACGGGAUCAUGAGGGAGUACGAAAAUCUGCUAUACGAGACGGGCGUGUACCAAGAGGAGAUUGAAUAUCUAAACGAACGCAUCGGUGCGCUAACCCUUCGUAAUUCUCGACUCUGCAAGCUCCGUGGUGAGUCGGACUCGGAAUAUGAUUAGAUGCCCACAAAAGCACACAAACAAACAGAAAUCGCUAUGUAAAAUAAAUAAAAAUAUAAGUUGUCCAGUUAUACAGGUACAACCCUGAUAUUAAAAGAACACUAUUCUUAAAAUUGAAA